Messenger RNA from Microcebus murinus (gray mouse lemur), 717 nucleotides. The record is from RefSeq and is a predicted model, not a curated record. Lineage: Eukaryota; Metazoa; Chordata; Mammalia; Primates; Cheirogaleidae.
CCAGCUUGAGCAAAGACUCGGGGCAGCCGAGGAAAGUGUUUUGCGUAGGACGAGAGCCUGGAACUUGUAACCUCUGCCCCGCCCCCGCCGCUAGGAAUCUACAGAUCUCAUAGCAAAGAACGAAGGAGGGAGGAGCUAGUUGUCCUUAACCAAGAUGGCAGCCUCCCCGCCCCUUUGCACUCUACCAAGAUGGCUCCACAGGAAGUACGUCAGGAAUGGGGUGGGGCAUCUGCGCGCGCACGCCAGAACGGGAUUUUGGGGCACCGGCGGCUGAAUUCUUCCUUUGGCAACAUGGCGACGGCAAGCAGUGUCGGCGGUGGCAGGCCCCGCUCGAAAACCAAUGCCGAUUCUGGUUUCCUGGGACUGCGGCCCACUUCGGUGGACCCGGCGCUAAGGCGGCGACGGCAAGGCCCGAGAAAUAAGAAGCGGGGCUGGCGGCGGCUCGCUCAGGAGCCGCUGGGGCUGGAGGUUGAUCAGUUCCUGGAGGACGUGCGGUUGCAGGAGCGCACGAGCGGAGGCUUGGUUUCGGAGGCCCCUGAUGAAAAACUCUUCUUCGUGGACACUGGCUCCAAGGAAAAAGGUGAGGAGGGGCUUUUGUGGCCUGCAGCCUCUGAGAUCUGUGUUACAGACGUGGCUUGGAAGACAAAUAACCUGCUAAAAGGGUCAGCUUUUUUUUUUUUUGAGACAGGAGUCUCAGUGAUCUCCAUGCACAGAUAA